ACACCAAGGAGAGCGAUGUGGUCUGAAAAGCUUCAUCAUCCAAGCCCCGCUGACUGGCUGCUCUGCCACCCUGUGCUGACUUCAGGGCAGAACCGUGGCUCCUGGAAGCAGCUUUUCCUCACAUGGGAACACACACAGGGGAUGUUUAUUCCUGGGUCCUCCCAAGGUGUGCUUCUUGUCAAGCACAGUGCAGCUGUGUGUCUGUGUGAGUACCUGGGGUGGCUGUGCAGGCAGGUGUGAUGGAGCACAGCCAGCAUCAGUGUGUUCAGAAGCAACAUCAGGAACUUGCAUGGGGCGCUGACAGCCGGCUGCACUCAGACACCAGAGCACUGGGUCACACAGACACAGUGCUUCUCAGGGCUGGAGGUAGCUGGUGCUUUUUAUCCAUCCUUACCUACAAGAAGUUCUUCCCCACGGAGCGCUCACAAUGUGCGUGCAGCCUUGUGCUGCAAUAAACACGAAAUAAUUCUACACAGACUGCAUUUUGCUUGUAAGGGAGCUACAUUCAUCGCCAAGGUCCUCCUUAAGGCUGAGACCGAGAGGAAGGAAAGGAAGGGCUCUGUCUUUGGGUUCGGACCUCUCGUUAAUGGCGCUGGCCGUGUGCGGUAGCAGCGGCCGCGGUGACAACAUCGAUCCCACCAGGUGUUGUUUGUUGGUGCUCUUAUCGGCCCAGGCUGAGCUGUGAAAACAAAUCCAAAGCAUCUCCUCCUCCUCAAGGAAAAAAAAGAAGAAACAAAAACAAAAGCACAACCGCCGAGGAAAGGAAACAGCUGUGGCUGCGCGGGAGCGCUGUGGGUCGUGAUUGAGGAGCAGCGCAAAGGAGCCCAGCUGCGCACGGGGCAGCGCCUCGGGACACGCGUUACCCGAGGGCGGCGCUCCCCGCAGCAGGGUGGCUGUCUUUGGUGAGCAGAAGGUCUCAGGAUGAGUUACUGGAGCCUGGAUAAGAAAAACUGCCUGCAGUACUGCAGACACUUCUUGGCGGACAACGGCGUGUUUCAUGUUGAAAGAUGCAUGAGUGUUAUGCAGUCUGGGACUCAGAUGGUUAAGCUGAAGAGUGGAACCAAAGGGCUCGUUCGUCUCUUCUACCUGGAUGAGCACAGGACCUGCAUCCGAUGGAGACCAUCCAGAAAAAGUGAAAAGGCAAAAAUUAUCAUCGAUUCUAUUUACAAAGUGACCGAAGGCCGUCAGUCUGAAAUCUUCCACCGCCAUGCAGAGGGGAACUUUGACCCGAGCUGCUGCUUUACCAUUUACCAUGGCAACCACCUGGAGUCACUGGAUCUGAUUACCUCUAACCCGGAGGAAGCUCGCACCUGGAUCACAGGGCUGAAAUAUUUGAUGGCUGGGAUAAGUGAUGAAGACUCGCUCGCUAAGCGGCAGAGAACCCACGAUCACUGGGUGAAGCAAACCUUUGAGGAAGCUGACAAGAACGGAGAUGGCCUGCUGAACAUUGAAGAGAUCCACCAGCUGAUGCACAAGCUAAACGUGAACCUGCCCCGCAGGAAGGUGCGGCAGAUGUUUCAGGAAGCUGACACAGAUGAAAACCAAGGGACUCUAAAUUUUGAAGAAUUUUCAGUGUUUUACAAGAUGAUGUCCUUGCGUCGAGACCUCUACUUACUGCUCCUAAGCUACAGUGACAAGAAAGAUCACCUCACCGUUGAAGAACUUGCUCAGUUUCUGAAGGUGGAACAGAAGAUGAGUAAUGUGACACCAGAAUAUUGUCUUGACAUCAUACAGAAGUUUGAAGUAUCAGAAGAAAACAAGGAGCAGAAUGUUCUUGGGAUUGAAGGUUUCACCAACUUCAUGCGCAGUCCUGCUUGUGAUGUUUUCAAUCCAUUGCAUUGUGAAGUGCAUCAAGAUAUGGAUCAGCCCCUUUGUAACUACUUCAUCGCUUCGUCCCACAACACGUACCUGACAGGAGACCAGCUGCUGUCCCAGUCCAGGGUGGAGAUGUAUGCACGAGUGCUGCAGGAUGGUUGUCGAUGUAUUGAAGUGGAUUGCUGGGAUGGUCCAGAUGGAGAGCCAGUAGUGCAUCAUGGAUACACACUUACCUCUAAAAUAUUCUUCCGUGACGUGGCAGAAACCAUCAAUAAAUAUGCCUUCAUCAAAAAUGAGUUCCCGGUGAUACUGUCUAUUGAAAACCAUUGCAGCAUUCAGCAGCAAAAGAAGAUUGCUCAGUACUUGAAGGAGAUACUUGGUGACAAACUGGACUUGUCAUCUGUAGUCACCGGAGAUUCCAGGCAGCUUCCUAGCCCUCAAAACUUGAAAGGGAAAAUCCUAGUGAAGGGAAAAAAGUUGCCUUGCAGUCUUGGAGCAGAUGCUGAGGAAGGAGAAGUUUCUGAUGAGGAUAGUGCUGAUGAAAUUGAAGAUGACUGCAAGUUAAAAUCCUGCUAUAGUAACGGUGCAACUGAGCAUCAGGUGGAAUCUUUUAUAAGAACAAAGCUUGAAUCUCUGCUAAAAGAGUCCCAGAUCAGGGACAAAGAAGAUCCUGACAGCUUCACAGUGAGAGCACUGCUAAGGGCAACUCAUGAAGGUUUAAGUGUUAACCUGAAGCAGAACCUGGACACGAAAGAAAGUGGGAAAAAGUCUCAUAGUCGAUCGUUAAUGGGCAACUUUGGUAAACACAAAAAAGCAGGGAAGGCAACGACCAAAUGUAGCACAUCAGAUGAUGAUGAAAGUCAGCAAAACUCUUCGGGAAAGGAAGCAGGGCAGCUGCACAGUAGAUUGACUCGUCGAAGGAAAACUGUGAAGCUGUGCCGAGCUCUGUCUGACCUCGUGGUGUACACAAACUCUGUGGCAGCCCAGGAUAUAGUAGAUGAUGGAUCAACAGGGAAUGUGCUGUCAUUCAGUGAAACCAGAGCCCACCAAGCAGUGCAGCAGAAGGCUGAACAGUUCAUGCUUUACAACCAGAAACAACUUACGAGGAUCUACCCAUCGGCGUACCGGAUUGACUCCAGCAACUUCAAUCCUUUGCCUUACUGGAAUGUUGGUUGCCAGUUAGUGGCACUAAACUACCAGUCUGAGGGACGUAUGAUGCAGUUAAAUGAAGCGAAGUUUAAGGUUAAUGGCAACUGUGGUUAUGUCCUCAAACCUCAGCAGAUGUGCAAAGGCUCGUUCAACCCCUAUUCUUCAGAUCCACUUCCUGCCAGUCCUAAGAAGCAGCUCAUCCUGAAAAUCAUCAGUGGACAGCAGCUGCCUAAGCCUCCUGACUCAAUGCUAGGAGACAGAGGAGAGAUAAUAGAUCCCUUUGUCGAGGUGGAAAUCAUUGGGUUACCCGUUGACUGCUGUAAAGAUCAGACCAGGGUGGUUGAUGACAAUGGGUUUAAUCCUGUUUGGGAGGAAACGCUCACUUUUACCAUCCACAUGCCUGAAAUAGCUUUGGUUCGAUUUCUUGUUUGGGAUCAUGACCCUAUUGGGCGAGACUUCGUUGGACAGAGAACGCUGGCCUUUAGCAGUCUUGUACCUGGUUAUCGACAUGUGUAUUUAGAAGGACUGACAGAAGCCUCCAUAUUUGUUCACAUAACCAUUAAUGAAAUCUAUGGAAAGAACAAGCAACUGAUUGGACUCCGAGGGCUGUUCAACAAGAACCCAAAGCACAGUUCUGCUGAGAGCAGCGCUCACUACGUGCGGAAGCGCUCUAUUGGUGACCGAAUUCUCCGGCGUACGGCCAGCGCACCAGCAAAAGGCAGAAAGAAAAGUAAAAUGGGUUUUCUGGAAGCUUCUGAAAUUAAAGACAGUGCAUCGGAACCAGCAGACCUGAAGGACAAAGAAGGGGUUGUAAGGCGUACAAGCCGGAGUUUGCAAGCACGUCCUGCUUCUAUGCCAGUGGACAAAUUCCUUCUUGUAGGGCUGCCGUGCACGGAAGAUGAAACUGCUCAAGAUGCCAAAGGAAAAGAAAAUGCAACUGCCAACAGUGACGGUGAUAAAACAGAGAAGGAAACAAACUUGAAAGAAUCUGUUUUCACGUGUUCUGAGAAAACUGCAGAUAUUUCAAAUUUGGCAUCUCCCUUGAAAAAAGAGAGUGCCCAGAAGGAAACGACAGCUGAUUUUUCCCUUGUACCACCUUCCCAGGAACAACCUGAACAUUUAGUUGCUGUACGUGGUGUAACCGAAACAAAUCACCUCAACCUUCCUGUUGACACUGUGCCUCUAAUUCAGAGCUCUGGCUUUGAGCACGACACAGAAAAAAUACAGGGCAAGAACUGUGCAGGCACUGCAAGGGAAGAUGACACAAACAGGUGUAAGGAGGAGAAAAUAACUUCUGUCAGGACUUGCCUUCCUGAAAAGGUGGAGGAGGUUGAAAAUCUCAAAUACGACAUCAUCCAGAAGAGCAGUGUGGCAUGCCUUGCCCUGACUGAGAUUUCUUCUGCCGUCUGCUCUGAGGCUCCUGAUUUACGUUCCCCUUUAACCAUGCAGGACAGCGACAUCUCCCGCCUUAUAGAUGAAGUUUCUUUGGUGACUGAGAGCGAGUUGGACAGUGCUGUCUCAGCUCUGAUCGGCCAGCUGGAUGUCACCGAUGACCAAACCAGCCUCACCACACCGAUGCUCCCCGGCGCUGGCAGCCAGACCUUCGGUGCUGUGGCCACGCACGCAGUUCCUGCAGAGCUCAGCACUCCCUGUAAGAAUGACUUCAUUACCACAAAAUCCACCAAGUCCCCGUUAUUUUCAACUCCAGACACUGCCGUGUUCUCCAGCCCUGAAACUGCGGACUAUUCUGUGUACACAAUUAUCCACGAGGCAACUCUUACGCCAGGUUCUGAAUUUAAGACCCACAGUGGGUUAGUUUGCAAGAAAAAAUCAAAGAGCGUAGAAAAUAACUUGCCUAGCUCUUUUUGUUCUUCGCCUUUCUCUUUGCUGAAUGCAAAUCCCCAAAGAAAAUGUGAAACAAGCUGGGGAACCCCCAGGUCUGUGGGUUCCCUUGCUUCCAGCAACCUCAUCUUUGAGGAGAUGCUUGUGGACCCUCCAAUGGGUGAGAAUUCGGAAAGCAGCAGUCUUGUAGAGUUGGGUGGGGAUUCUCAAGAUCUCUUGGUAACUGCAUGCGCGUACAAAAGGGAAGAUGUCAGCCAGUUGGCUUCCCCUUUAAAACUGAGGCAGCAGCAGGAUGGCAGGUGCUGUGGUGAGAGGACCUUUGGGAACUGUGCGAGUGCUGGGCUCUGUGCUGCUGCCCUGGGCUGCUCGGAUAACUUUAGGACUGUGGGAAGCAAGCUCCCUUUUCCGGCCUGUGAAAAUGUUGGUUUUCUACAUCAUCAUCGUGCCGAUAAGCAGAAAGAUUUGAUGUGUGCCUCCAGGAGGUCCCAACUGGAUGUACGCUCACCAGUGCUCAGAAGCGCGUUGGCUUUCCCACCCUCUCCAGCCAUCAAACAGACCAGCCCUUGCAAAUCCAAGAGUCUUGGUGACUUGACAUCAGAAGAUAUUUCCUGCAACUUUGAAAGCAAGUAUCAGUACAUAAGUAGGAGCUUUAUCACAUCCGGCAUGAGAGACAAGAAGCUCGCUGCAAUGAAGACGAUGAGACCGCACUCUACAGAUGCUUUGACGGAGCAGCUGAGAAAGCUGCUGUCUCUGGAUCAGGACGACAGCCACCAGGUGCUGUACUCCAGGCAGCUCGAUGAGGACUGCCCAAAGGCACUGGUCAGAAAGCUGUCGUCCAGGAGCCAGAGCAGAGUGCGGAACAUCGCCAGUCGUGCCAAGGAAAGGCAGGAGGCCAGCAAGCAAAAAUCUUCCAACGCGGGCAGCAUAGCGGGGGUCGUCCUUCGGAACAAGCCUUCGGGGUCCCCUCACGUCGUCAACAGGCACUCGACCGGCUCCUACAUAGCCAGGUACCUGGGCAGCUUCCCUGAGGAGGCAGCGGAGGGCCGGGGCCGACCUGAGGGCACCUGUGCUGCCUGGCACCACGGCUGCGCGGAGCCGCUGUGCGCGCACAGCCCCCUGCUGCAGCUGGAGCCCGACGGCGCCGAGAAGCCCGAAGUCUAUUUCCUGCUCAGGCUGUAGGUUGGAUAAAUGUAAGUCUUCAACAUUUACAAACCGUUUCAUUGAAAUGAAGGAUUUUUAGAAAGAAAUGCUGUUUUGAGGCUUUAAAUUAUUUAGAAAUGCAAUUUCGUGCUGGCGGCCCAGUCACAAUUUAAUGUUCCUUUUCCUGUUGAAACUUACAUAAAUAAAUCCAUAUUCCAUCCUUGUGUA
Messenger RNA from Tympanuchus pallidicinctus (lesser prairie-chicken), 6174 nucleotides. It is a transcript of the gene PLCH1, whose product is annotated as phospholipase C eta 1. The record is from RefSeq and is a predicted model, not a curated record. The transcript has 23 exons. Gene Ontology annotation, biological process: lipid metabolic process; phosphatidylinositol-mediated signaling. Bases 922 to 5985 code for a protein of 1687 amino acids. Gene Ontology annotation, molecular function: calcium ion binding; phosphatidylinositol-4,5-bisphosphate phospholipase C activity. NCBI's taxonomy places the organism in Eukaryota, Metazoa, Chordata, Aves, Galliformes, Phasianidae.